AUAUGUUUUUUGUUUCCUUUAAAAACUAGUGCAUCGGGUAGAAACCCAAUGCGGAUAUAUUCACACCGUACCAUCAAAAGUCUUAUGGAUAGACCAAGAUUUGCUCAGCAUAAGUUUGAAGGUGGGCAUGAAAUUUCGAUUUUUUUAAGCUAUGCAUUACAAAAAGUAAUAUUGGUAUGUGAUUUAUGUCAGAAUUAUGUCAAUUCAUAUAAAACAUCUUAAAAUUUUUUUGA
Chironomus riparius is the source of this 233-nucleotide messenger RNA. The record is from the annotation of a GenBank genome assembly. NCBI's taxonomy places the organism in Eukaryota, Metazoa, Arthropoda, Insecta, Diptera, Chironomidae.